Parathielavia appendiculata is the source of this 958-nucleotide messenger RNA. RefSeq lists its product as uncharacterized. The record is from RefSeq and is a predicted model, not a curated record. The transcript has 3 exons. Bases 128 to 958 code for a protein of 276 amino acids. Lineage: Eukaryota; Fungi; Ascomycota; Sordariomycetes; Sordariales; Chaetomiaceae.
CGCCUUUGUUCUGCGGAAUUCUCCCGCGUCUACUGUGUGGCCUGUCAGUUGUAUAUUUCUGGCUGUUCUUCCUCAGCUUCAGUAAGACGACGGCCAUGCGAGUUCAACCCAUCCUUCGACCUCCGACAUGGUGCACUCUCGGCACGUGCGUGACUGGAACAAGCAAAUUGACGAAACCUCGUGGCUGAUCGGAAGCAAGCACAUCAUCCGCCACGUGCCGGGCCCUUGCGAGGCCAACUACAUUUGGAAGAACGACAAAGAUGGCUCGUGCUAUAUACUCUCUGAAGAGGUAGAUCCCGUUCCUGAUGCCGGCCCGCUUCCCCCCGACGGCCACGUCCGCCAGAUUCACGACGCUGGUGACGCAUCCGCGGUGUUCAGCUUCAGUGAUGCCCUUAUCCUCAAGUCAGGAUUGCCGAUGACGCACUCGGCGAGAUGUCUUUUUCAUACCGAAGAGGCGGGAAAGGUCUACUUACUGGAGCCCUAUGUUCCUGGCAAGCGGCUCAACGAGGCCUGGUGGGAUAUAGCCGAGUCCGAGAAGGGGCGCGUCGUAACCCGGGUCGCCGAGAUUGCCUCGAAACUCAAGGCUUUCCAGUCCGAUGCACUGACGAGCGUCGACUACGGUGGGAUAGACCCCUUCCAGGAACAGAGAGACUACAGCGUAGAGGCCCUUCAACGACAAUGCGAAUCGCUGGGCAUGGACUGUCCGGUGCUUGUGCCUUCCCACAACGAUCUCGGGACAACUAACAUCAUCAUCAACGAAGCCCGGAUCGCCGUCCUCGACUGGGAGCUGGCUGGGUACUGCCCCCUGGCAUGGGUGCGGACCAAGUUCGCUGUUUGCGCAGCCUUACAUACAGACAGCGAGUACAGGGUGCGUGUCGAGCAGAAGUUGGGAGAAAUGGGCUUUCCCGAGGUGAAGGAAGAAUACAAGAAGAUGGAGACGGAGCGUCUCCUGGAAUAG